AAGCACCGCGAUUCCAGCAACAAGACAACCAAAAUAAAGUGAGCACAACAAACCCGUAGCGCAUGAUGGCGGCGUCGCUGCUGCGCCGGGACAAGAAAUCCACCGCCGCCCACCUGAAGGCUGACCUGAAGCGGACUGACAACAGCUCGGGGCUGCGGCAGCUGCAGGAGCUGCUGGAUAGCGUGCUGCACCCGGAGCGGGGCUCGGAGCCGGAGGCGCUGGAGUGGUGUAAAUGGCUGCUGGCUGGAGGCGACGGCUUCGACGAGUUCUGCCGGACCGUCCGAUCCUACGAUAACGCCACCCUCUGCGGACUGGUGUGGACCGCCAACUUCGUGGCGUACCGCUGCCGGACCUGCGGAAUCUCGCCGUGCAUGUCGUUAUGCGCGGAGUGCUUCAAUAACGGCGACCACACGGGCCACGACUUUAACAUGUUCCGGAGUCAGGCCGGCGGGGCCUGUGACUGCGGGGACGGGAACGUGAUGAGAGAGAGCGGGUUUUGCAGUAGGCAUCGGUUAAAAACGGGAGAGAAUGUGCCAUUAGUCCCUCGGGAUCUGCUGCUCAUGUCUGAGAUGGUGCUGCCGCGGUUUAUCAUCACUAUCAUUCAGUACCUGAGAGACGGCUACACGGAGCCAGAGUCGGCCGCUGACAGAGAUCUGCAGAAGGUUCUUCAGCAGUUAGACCUGCACAUAUCCUUCUUAGAAGAGCUCACCAAGAUGGGCGGGGCCAUGCGCACUGUUCUCACCAAGAUCUUAACCAAUCAGCAGACCUUUAAAGAACUGAGCAUGGGUCAAGAGGAGAAUGUUUAUGCGAAGAGGAGCUAUGAGAAGUAUUUGUCAGCAUUGAAGAGUUCAGGUCUGGUGUCAGUGGAGGAGAAAGGAGCUGGAGCUGGGGCAACAGACACCCCAGCUGGGGCAGGAGCGCUCAGUCUACUGGGAGCUACUGCUGCUGCCAGUCUGGAGGACUCUAGCAAAGAGGAGGAUCAGGAUGGGCUGCAGGGUGUGGGCCAGAGGAAAAGAGUCAAGCUCAGUAGCAGCACCAAAGAUCCAUCCAUAAUGGACACUCUGAAACAUAAAUGUUUUUUAGAAGAGUUAUUGUUUUGGACUAUUAAGUAUGAAUUUCCACAGAAGAUGGUCACUUUUUUGCUCAACAUGUUGCCAGAUCAGGAUUACAAGAUCACGUUCACUAAAACAUUUGUACAGCACUAUGCCUUCAUCAUGAAGACCCUCAUGAAGAGCCACGAGUCGGACACCAUGUCCAACCGCAUCGUUCACAUCAGCGUGCAGCUCUUCAGUAACGAGGAGCUGGCGAGACACGUCACAGAGGAGUGCCAGUUACUGGACAUCAUGGUCACUGUGCUCCUCUACAUGAUGGAGAGCUGCCUUAUCAAGAGCGAACUGCAAGAUGAGGAGAAUAAUCAUCACGUGGUGGUGAACUGUGGUGAAGCUCUGCUGAAGAAUAACACCUACUGGCCUUUAGUUAGUGAUUUUAUUAAUAUCCUCUCGCACCAAAGUGUUGCCAAGCGCUUCCUGGAGGAUCAGUCUCUGUUGCGGCUGUGGAUGAGUUUCGUCUCCUUCUUCCAAGGGAUGAAUCUGAAUAAGAGAGAGCUGAAUGAGCACGUGGAGUUUGAGUCUCAGACGUAUUAUGCAGCGUUUGCAGCUGAGCUGGAGGCCUGUGCUCAGCCCAUGUGGGGUCUCCUGACACACUGCAAAGUCAAAGAAACCCACGAGUACACUAAGACAGUGGUGCGGUACUGUCUGGAAACUCUUCAGAUGUGGUUUGAUACCAUUGGGUUUGUAGAUGAGCCUGCCCUCAACCAGCUGACCUUUCAUUUGCCUCUCCAUAGAUACUAUGCCAUGUUCCUCAGCAAGGGAGUGAAGUGUCAAGGUCUGGAUUUAGACAGUUUGCUUCCUGAUCAGGAGAUGCUUAUGAAGAUCAUGGUUCACCCUCUUCAGAUACAGGCGAGCCUGUCUGAGAUCCACAGUAACAUGUGGGUGAGAAAUGGGCUGCAGAUUAAAGGUCAGGCCAUGACUUAUGUCCAGUCUCACUUCUGUAACUCCAUGAUUGACCCGGACAUCUACCUCCUGCAGGUGUGUGCGUCCAGACUGGACCCAGAUUACUUCAUUUCCUCGGUGUUUGAGAGGUUCAAGGUGGUGGAUCUGCUGACGAUGGCGUCUCAGCAUCAGAACGCAGUGCUGGACUCGGAGCAGGAGAGGCCCAUGCUGGAGGGGGCGCUGACCUUCCUGGUCAUUCUGAGCAGUCUCAGAGUACACUUAGGAAUGUCUGAUGAUGAGAUUUUGAGAGCGGAGAUGGUGUCGCAGUUGUGUAUGAAUGACCGUACCCACAGUUCCCUGCUAGAUCUUAUCCCGGAGAAUCCCAACCCUAAGAGCGGUGUGGUGCCGGGCAGCUGUAGUUUUGAGGAGAUGCUGUCUGCUGUAGCUGAUUUCAAAGCCCCGGUGUUUGAGCCUGGAGGAUCCAUGCAGCAGGGCAUGUACACGCCGAAAGCGGAGGUCUGGGAGAAAGAGUUUGACCCUAUAAUGGUGAUUCUACGCACAGUGUACCGCAGAGACGUGCAGUCGGCCAUGGAUCGAUACACAGCAUUUUUGAAACAGUCUGGCGUUCAUACGGGGAACCCCUGGCCGCCGUAUAAGGAGAGGACCGCCCUGCACCCCUGCUAUAAAGGACUGGUGCGCCUUCUGCACUGCAAAACCCUACAUAUCGUCAUCUUUACACUGCUUUACAAGAUCUGGAUGGAUCAUCAGAACAUGUCUGAACAUGUGUUGUGUAUGGUGCUGUACCUGAUAGAACUUGGACUUGAUAAUCAGGUCCAGGAUGACAAAGUGGAAGAGGAGCCCUGUAUUGAGGAGCACUGCCAUGACAGCUGGUUCCCGGGCACCAGUCUGCUGUCUAACCUCCAUCACGUCAUCAACUUUGUGCGGGUUCGAGUGCCAGAGACGGCACCUGAGGUGGAGCGGAAGAGAGAGAGGGAGAGAGAACGAGAAACUCCAGCCAGCACCAGCUCUGAGAGCAGCACCUUCGGACAGAGUUCCAGAAGGCUGACCGGAAAUUGGAGAGAGAACCUGCGUGAGGCUCAGGUGUUCAGUCUAGUGGCGGAGCGCAGAAGGAAGUUCCAGGAGAUCAUAAACCGCAGUAACCACGAGGCCAGUCAGGCGGUGCGUCCCAAGUCCUCAUCCUCCCGCUUGCUGCCGCCCGGCUCGCCUCCGCAGCUGGUGACCGAGAUCCUGGAGAUCGGUGAGAGCAUGCUGUCUCUCCUGGUCAAGCUGCACCAGAAACUGUCUGGCAAGCAGAACUCUCUGUCUCUGAGCUGGCUGGCCGAGGUGGAUCCGGCCCAUCACGCGCACGGAGAUGGGUUAACAGCCAUAGAAAGGAUCCUGGCCAAAGCUGCCGCCCGUAGCCGGCACAGCAAGAGGUGUCUCCAGGAAAUCUGUGGGAAAGUGUGUCCACCCAUACCGCCCAAGAAGAACAGUCCUGGAGAUAAGAAGAGCAUGGACAAGGAAGAGAGGCGUCAAAGGGCCAGAGAGAGACAGCAGAAGCUGCUGGCAGAGUUUGCCUCCAGGCAGAAGAGCUUCAUGGAGACUGCCAUGGAUGUUGAGUCACCUGAAACAGAUGCAGUGAUGGAAAUGGGAUCGGCAGAACCUCUAGACUCAGAAGUUCUGUAUGACUGUGUGAUCUGUGGUCAGAGCGGCCCAUCUACUGAAGACAGACCCACAGGAUUGGUGGUACUGCUGCAGGCCUCAUCAGUGUUGGGGCACCGCUGUCGUAGUGACACACCAAAGCGAUUGCCUACUACGGAUGAGGAACAUAUCUACCCCGAGGACACAUGUGGAGCGGCCCAUGAUGUUAGGCUGUCCCUUAUGCAACGCUACUUUAAAGAUAGUUCAUGUCUGCAGUCUGUGUCUAUUGGCUGGGACGGGGGUGUGUAUGUGCAGACGUGUGGCCACACUCUGCAUAUAGACUGUCACAAGUCCUACAUGGAGUCCUUACGGAACGAUCAGGUUCUUCAGGGGUUUUCUGUGGAUAAAGGCGAGUUCACCUGUCCGCUGUGUCGUCAGUUCGCCAACAGUGUUUUGCCCUGUCGUCCUGGGCGUGGGAUGGAGACGGGCGCCUGGCACGCGCCCAGUAACAAGAGCAUGUCCACACUGGUGAGGGAAGUGGAGGACCUUCAGGAGCAGCUGGGCAUUUUCCCAGUAAGCGCCAGCCUAAAGCAGAGAGAUCCCAUACUGGCGGAGUCAAAUCUGAGUAAAGAGAUGGAAUCUGUUAUAAAGGACAUUAAAAACACCACGCAGAAAAAAUACAUGGAUUAUGGGAAGAACCCAGGGUCACCUGACAAUGACUUCCUGUUCAUGUACUCCGUGGCCAGGACUAAUCUGGAGUUAGAGUUGGUUCAUCGUGGGGGGAAUCUGUGCAGUGGAGGGGCCAGUGCUGCUGCCAAACGCUCCUGUCUCAAUCAGCUGUUUCAUGUGCUGGCCAUGCACAUGCGUCUCUACAGCAUAGAUUCAGCGUACAACCCCUGGACCAGACUCACACAGAGCACGCACAGCAGAGACACAGAGUACUGUGAUGAUGAACGUCCUGAGGUGCCCAUGCUCUUCAGAGACGUCCCGUCCCUCCUCAUCAUCUUCAUCCUCACCAUGCCUCAGCCUUUACGCAAAGAGCACUUCACGUGUGUGGUGAAGGUGCUGUACAGUCUGCAGUACACACAGGCUCUGGCCGCUCUGUCCGUCAGAUUCAGUCCCGAGGAGAGACUCGCCUGGAGCAACACUGGAGCUGCCAAGAAGAACACGCCAAACUCUGACAAAUCAUGGGAGUCGCUCCUGGGUCAUGUGAUCUCUGAGCUGACGAAGGCCAAAGAUGUGUAUGACACCAGCUCUGAGGAAACACUCGUGUUGAGCUCCAGUGUGUGGUCUCCUCAGUCCAUCGAGUUCAGCCUACAGCAGUUCUGUCUGCCCUUCCUGAGACUGUCCUGUUUACUGCAGCACCACCUGUAUGGAGACAGCUUACCCGGCUGCCUGGUGGAGGAGGAGUUCUCUCUGCUGGCCGGGUGUCUGGGUUUGGCUGGUUCUGCUCAGUCCAGUGCAGCGUGUCUGGAGUGGAACAUCAGUGCUUUGGAUCUGAUCAGUCAGUGGUGUUCAGAAGUCAUCGCUCUGUCCAAUACUCCCACCCAGCAGUCUGUGUCUCUUUUAGUUCAGGAUCCGCAGUGGGCCGCCCCUCGCCUCCUGCACCUGCCAGACAAUUACAACACCAUCUUCCAGUAUUACCACAGGAAGUCCUGCACCAGCUGCGGCAAGACCCCCAAAGACCCUGCGCUGUGCCUGGUGUGCGGCGCAUUCGUCUGUCUGAAGGGUCACUGCUGUAAACAGCAGGGCGUCUGUGAGUGUGUGCUGCACUCUCAGCACUGCGGAGCAGCGACCGGUAUCUUCCUCCUGAUAAACGCCUCGGUCAUCAUUAUCAUCCGAGGCCAUCGCUUCUGUCUGUGGGGCUCGGUGUAUCUGGACGCUCAUGGAGAGGAGGACAGAGACCUACGUCGAGGAAAGCCUCUGUAUUUAUGUGAGGAGAGAUACCGCGUUCUGGAGCAGCAGUGGGUCUCGCACACCUUCGACCACAUCAACAAGCGCUGGGGUCCCCAUUACAAUGGACUUUAACAGUACAGCCCACGUCCUGGAGAGGACAGGUCACAUGAUGUCAGUGGCAGCCUCUGAUGAUUUCUGUCAUGUAAUAUAAAGAAAACCUGCAUUGAGUUGGCCACAGCCUGGGUUCAUGUCAAGUUUAGUGUACAAUCAAGCCUAUUGAUUAACAGCGUGUGUGUGUGCGCGUGUUUUAAAGUGAUUUUUCGUGUGGAUUUAGAGGGGAGAAUUUAGUUUUGUCCCAGCAAGCUCAAGGUGAAAGCACACUGAGUGAAUCUAUGUCUAGUCUGUUGGACGCACAGUGGAAUUAUACUCCCGUUCUGUAACUUUUGGAAAUCUGACAUCGUUUUUGAGGAGACAGACUCUUAAAAACAAUGUUUGGCCAAUGUUAAACAAAUCAUGUACAGAUAUCAGAAUGAAUAUCAAAACCUUGAAUGCUAAAGGUACCAGGACUCUCAACAUAUCCCCCACCCACCGCCCCAUGACCACAUCAUGCUAUUUGAGUUGAAGCACAUCUCAUAAGACUGACUGUGGGUUCAAAAAUGCGAAAUAUCAACCGAUUAGAGCUAAAGCGAGAUUUGUCUGACUCGAGGUGUAGUUGCAGUCAUCCUCAGGAAUUUUAUUUUAUAAUUUGUUUUCUUUUGUUUUGUAGUCUCAGAUAAAAGAUUUUAAUAUAUAAUAAGUGCUGCUAUUCAUUGUUUGAAAAAAAGUAAAUUAUACCUUUGUAAAAAAUAUUUUUACAAUUUGCAUCUUUUCUUUUUUUUUUCUUUUCGUAAUGAAGGUUUUGUUUUUGAUGGUGGUUGGCUGGUCUGUUAAGUUUAUUAUAAAAAUACAAAAAAUAAAAAAAUCCCCUACAACCUUGUAGCACAUAUUUAAUGGCUAGAGACAGAGCUAGUCAUUAAAUAAUGAUCCGUGGCUCUUUCCCUUACAUAAAUCGCAUAACGGUAACCUUUAAAUAAUAAUAUAUAUAUAUAUAUAUAUAUAUAUAUAUAUAUAUAUAUAUAUAUUAUAUAUAUAUAUAUAUAUAUAAAUAAAAUAAAAAUAAGAAAAUUAAGUUUGUUUUAGAAUAAAGUAUCUGUGCAUCAUUUUCAUAACAGUCGAACAUCAUUUGCCCCAAAUUCUUAUUAAUGUAAAUCUUGAUGUUUUUUCUCCUUUUUCUUCUUAGUGGUGUGUUUGUGUGUGUGUGAGAGAGAGCGAGAGAGUCUGUGUUUCUUUAUUGUAAAGAGUGGUCAGAUGCGUUUAAUUUGUCAGGAAAAUAAUGCAAUACAAUUAAGGUUCUGAAAAUAUGCUUGAUCUUUUUGUUGGUUUUUUUCAUGCAAAAUGCUUUUAUUUUUUCUUUUGGUUAAGGGUGAAAUAAUGAUCUGGGAAUAAUCUUGAAUAUUCCUAAGAUUCACUGAACUAUAACCAGAAAAUCUAUCUACAUAACCACCAAGUCAGUUGUCCCUCAAUGUUUGAUAGUCUUUAUGAUAUUCGAAUUACAUGAUGCCUGGACUGGUGUCAGAUGGUCCAUAGGGGGCAGUGUUUGCCAUUACACAGAGUUCUGGUUCAAAGAGCCGUUUGAUGGCUGUUCUGUUGGUCUUAUACAUCUAGAGGCUCGAUGCACAUUUGCGAAAACCUCUGAAGUUAAGAAAGUUAUAAUUGUCUUGACUGAGUUUUGUAGCAGCUCGCUUCCAUGGCCUAAUUUAUCCUCCUCUAGGAUUAUCCAGGUAGUGAAGUUUUUUCUUCUUUAAAGACAUUAUUUAUGUGUUGUUGUGAUGAUAUUAAAUGCACACACCACUCAGGAUAUUGAAUUCCUGAUCUGAAGUGUUCCUGAGAAAAAGAUUGUCACUUUGUUCUUCUUCUUUGAACUCGGCCAGAUUGUGUGUAGAGCCUUUAUGCAAAAGUAUCAGACCAAAAAGAAAAAAAAAAUCUGUUUUAAUGUUAUCAGAAAGCUAAAAAAAAAAAAAAGACAAUUUGGUACUCGAUACAAAUUGACAUUUUAGCGAAGGCUAGUUUUCCAGUCCAGUACAUGUGGCGUCCCUCAAAGCUCUGUCCUCGGACCAUCUUUGAUUGUGUAAUCUGUAACUGUAGAGAGGGCAUUAUGCAUGCACAAGUUAAUUAUUUGAAAAUGCAUUAAACUGGAUCACGUCAAAUUGAAUAUUGCGGCCCAGUCCAGUGAUGGGCAUGUAUGGUGGGGCACACAAUUUCUUUAUUUUAUGCCGCUUCUGUGUUAGCAAAUGGUUCAGUUUGAGUAUUUUCUUAUUUAAUCCUUGCCCCCUUAAAAACUAAGAUCAAGCUUCACAUUGACAAAAAAUGACCCCAGUCUAAACCUUAUUGUGAUUCACCUUGCCUGACACCACAUUGAGAGUUCUUGAAAAAAAUUAUAAUAAUAAUUAAAUAUUUGUCCCAUCCUUUUUGUUUUAAUUGUAUAUAGAAAUUAAAUACACACAUUUAAAUUAAGUUUGCAGUACAGUUUCCAUAUUAUAUUGUGUGUUUCUUUUGAUUGUGGGUCACAAUCAAAAUAAUGACAUCAGUGGAGCCCUUGCAAUAAUAAUAAUCAGUGUGAUAACAGUGACACAUGUGAUGUCCAUCUAUAUUGAGGGCAUUUUGCUUUUUGUUUGUUUCCUACUGAAAACAGACAAGCACACACACACACACAUUCAGACACACACCAGAAAAAGCAUGUUUGGUUUGUAUUGAUUGGUAGGUAUUGAUUAUCAUUGCUGCAAUCAUGCCAUGCUGGAGGGAGGAUGUUUUCAGUGCACUUGAAGUUUGCUUUCUUUUCUUAUUUUGUCUUGAUUUCUUGCAUGCUGCUGUUUUUUUUUUCUUCUUUUUCUAAGAGAGUUUUUACUCUCCUUCCCAACUUUGUAUAGACAGACAGUUGUGCUAAGUGUGACGGGUGGAUAAUGCUGGUGUGUUCUCCUGCAGUGAAUGCUUGUCAGGCAGGCAGUAAUACAGUACAUUACUGUAACUGCUGAGUCAGACUUUAUGAUGUCAUCUCUGAAAGGGUGACUUUUAAUGACAUUUAAUGCAAAAUGUAACAUAUGUGAAUAAAAUAUACAGAUGCUCUGA
This is a messenger RNA of Cyprinus carpio (common carp), 8693 nucleotides long. Its product is annotated as E3 ubiquitin-protein ligase ubr3. Gene Ontology annotation, biological process: protein ubiquitination; ubiquitin-dependent protein catabolic process via the N-end rule pathway. The record is from RefSeq and is a predicted model, not a curated record. Gene Ontology annotation, cellular component: ubiquitin ligase complex; cytoplasm. NCBI's taxonomy places the organism in Eukaryota, Metazoa, Chordata, Actinopteri, Cypriniformes, Cyprinidae. Gene Ontology annotation, molecular function: ubiquitin protein ligase activity; zinc ion binding.